Struthio camelus australis is the source of this 2326-nucleotide messenger RNA. The record is from RefSeq and is a predicted model, not a curated record. Lineage: Eukaryota; Metazoa; Chordata; Aves; Struthioniformes; Struthionidae.
GUCUUAAGCAACAUGGAAAGGGAAGACUGAAGUUCCAUCAUGAUCGGAGGCUUAUUCAUCUAUAAUCACAAAGGAGAGGUUUUAAUCUCUCGAGUCUACCGGGAUGACAUUGGCAAUAGGCGGAAUGCUGUGGACGCUUUCCGCGUCAAUGUCAUCCACGCACGGCAGCAGGUACGCUCGCCUGUCACCAACAUCGCCCGCACCAGUUUCUUCCAUGUCAAGCGUUCCAACAUCUGGCUGGCUGCUGUCACCAAGCAGAAUGUCAAUGCUGCCAUGGUAUUUGAGUUUCUUUACAAGAUGUGUGACGUGAUGACUGCCUACUUUGGGAAGAUCAGUGAGGAGAACAUAAAGAACAACUUUGUGCUGAUCUAUGAGCUAUUGGAUGAAAUCCUGGACUUUGGCUAUCCUCAAAACUCUGAAACAGGGGCCCUGAAAACCUUCAUCACUCAGCAAGGCAUCAAGAGUCAGCAUCAGACUAAGGAAGAGCAGUCCCAGAUCACCAGCCAGGUGACUGGACAGAUUGGAUGGAGACGUGAAGGGAUCAAAUAUCGUCGCAAUGAACUCUUUCUUGAUGUGCUGGAGAGCGUGAAUCUCCUGAUGUCCCCCCAGGGUCAGGUUUUGAGUGCCCAUGUCUCUGGCAGAGUGGUGAUGAAGAGUUAUCUGAGUGGAAUGCCAGAGUGCAAGUUUGGCAUGAAUGACAAGAUUGUCAUUGAAAAACAGGGCAAAGGGACUGCGGAUGAAACGGGGAAAAGUGGCAAACAGUCAAUUGCCAUUGACGACUGCACUUUCCACCAGUGUGUGAGACUCAGCAAGUUUGACUCUGAGAGGAGCAUCAGUUUCAUUCCACCAGAUGGAGAGUUUGAACUCAUGAGAUACCGAACCACUAAGGACAUCAUCCUUCCCUUCCGCGUGAUCCCUCUGGUGCGGGAGGUGGGUCGGACCAAGCUGGAAGUGAAGGUGGUGAUCAAGUCAAAUUUCAAGCCUUCCUUGCUUGCCCAGAAGAUAGAGGUCCGGAUCCCAACCCCCCUCAAUACCAGUGGAGUGCAAGUCAUCUGUAUGAAAGGGAAGGCAAAGUACAAGGCCAGUGAGAAUGCCAUUGUCUGGAAGAUUAAACGUAUGGCUGGAAUGAAGGAAUCCCAGAUCAGUGCAGAGAUCGAGCUGCUGCCCACCAAUGAUAAGAAGAAGUGGGCUCGGCCCCCAAUCUCCAUGAACUUUGAGGUCCCGUUCGCGCCCUCUGGGCUGAAGGUGCGUUACCUGAAAGUCUUUGAGCCAAAGCUGAACUACAGUGACCAUGAUGUGAUAAAAUGGGUCAGGUACAUUGGCAGGAGUGGGAUCUAUGAGACCAGAUGCUAGCCCGAGCAAGCUGGCAGGCUCCCUCUUCAAGCCAUCCUCCAUGUCUCCUCCGUCUUCAAGUACAUUCAGAGAACAUCUGCCUGGCCCCUCUACAGAUGGAAAGACCCUGUGGCUCACCUUGGGAAUGGACUCGCCUGCCUGUGCUCAGUUACCACCCAUGCUGCAGCUGAAGUUCAGAACCCAGUCAUGUGCAGGGAUGCUGUCAGCCUCCUGCUUUCUGUCCCAGGGUGGGGAAGGGCUAGUCUAACUCCCAUCCUCUCAUGAUCUUUCUAGGGAACGUCCACCAUUAAAUUCCUCUUCUGUUGGUGUCUCACUACUUGCAUCAUAUCCUAGUAUUUUUGACGUUCUUGUGCAUAUGUACCCGUAGAUUAGACCUAAACAUAGACUGGACAAAUCUGAGUUGAAGUUACCCUGGCUUCUGUACUAGCUAUUGCUGUUGUGGUAGAUGUUGCUGGCCAGUCUGAGAUACCUGGGGUGGUGAGUUUGUCAGGCCUCCACCGGAGGAGAUGGUGGGCUCACUGGACCUCACCACUUUAUAUUUCUUGCAAAGUCUUCAGUAUAGAGUCCUGCCAUGGGAAGGUUUGUGACCAAAAAGGAUGAGGGUUUAGACUCUUGCUGGUGUGUAUGUGGGUGGCACAGCAUUUCAGGUCCUUAGAGCACUUACCCCCACCUGCUACUGGCUUGGGCCAGUCUGUCUUUUCCAACCAGAUUGUAAACUUGGCCCCUCUGUCCCAGGGAGUGUGGGGCAACUGAGCUCUGUCAGGAUGUGAACAGGGUCUGUCCUCUAGAGUCUAAAAUGCCAAUGGCAGUAAGAGCCCCCUGCCCCAGCCUGCCCUCUCCACACUUCUACCAAAUGCUUCUGGGCCAUAGGAAUGCUGCUGCUACCCACAAUCCUGCUUCUGGUAGUGUGGUCUCCAUUUUGUACACUUUGUGAUUUGUCCAGCUCUGAAUCUAAUAAAGUAUGUAGAAUGGA